AUGGAGUUCCACAGGGGUGCCAUCAGGGAGCUGAAGUUGCCAGGUUACAAAGGUGACUCUGCAGAAGAAAUCGAUCUCAAUGUUGUUUAUCAGGCAGCAUCCAGUGGAGAUGUCAACACCCUGACUGCAGUGAUUCGUGGGGAUCCUUCAAUCUUGGAAUGUUGUGAUAGUGAGGGAUCAACUCCAUUGAUGCACGCAAUAUCCGGUCGCCAGCUUGAUACAGUGAAGCUGCUCCUUAAGAUGGGGGCUUCCAUCAAUACGGAAGAUGCCUGUGGAAGAACUCCACUAUCUCUGGCUACCUACUUGGGUUGGCUAGAUGGUUGUGUAACUCUACUCCGUAAUGGUGCCAAGCAAAAUAUCCCAGAUAAAAAUGGAAGACUACCCCUUCAUGCAGCUACUGCUGAAGACAAUGUCAGACUGCUGGCUGUACUGUUGCAGCAAACAACAAUGUGUGAGAUAAAUCAUCAAGACAAUGAGGGUAUGACCCCAUUGCAUUGGGCUGCUUUUCACAACAGGCCACAGCAUGUACAGGCUUUACUACAGAAAGGAGCUGAUCCAACAUUGGUUGACAAAGACUUUAAAACAGCACUUCACUGGGCAGUGCAGAGUGGGAAUAGAGCUAUGACUUCCCUCAUUCUGGAUCAUCACCUGAGCCCAUCUAUAAUAAACUAUGAUGAUGAAAAUGGGAAGACAAGUGUGCAUAUAGCAGCAGCAGCUGGAUACAGUGAUAUCAUCUAUGAUUUGGCAAGAAUUCCAGAGUGCAACUUGCAACCACUUGAUGUAGAUGACAGGACACCUCUUCACUGGGCUGCAGCAGCGGGGAAAGCAGAUUGUGUACAAUCAUUGAUGCAGCUGGGGGUGGACAGCAGUCCAAGGGACAUCAAUGAAAACACUCCUCUAACAUAUGCAAUGUACUGUGGGCACACAGCAUGUAUCAAACUGUUCUCAAAGGAAACUAGACCUGAGCCUGUUCGACAGCAAUCUUCUCAAAACAACAAGAAGAAAGAGGGGCGUUUCAGUGUAUUGAACCAGCUAUUCUCCUGUAAAAAGAAAAAGGAUGAACAAAACAGUACUCUGAAAGAUAAAAACAAGGAUAGAUGCCUAACAGAUGAAACUUCUGAAGUCGAUGAUAUUAUAACAACCUUUGAUUCUAUCAUGGAUUGUAAUAAUAGUGAGGUUUUGGAGGAACAGACAGAGGAGUGCAGACUCACAGAAACACCUGCAGAGCUAGCAACUCGGAAACGACAGUCAUCAGAUAGAAGACAAAAGGUUUAUAAAAGUCUUCCCCCAAUACGGACACGAAGCCUCCCACCACUAACUCUUGGCAAUACCUUGUUUAUAAAUUCCCCUUGUAUGGUUCAGAAUGCAAACAGUAAGUCUAGUCCACACCACUUUGCGCACCGGUCUCAAAAAAGCCGCAGUGAACAUGACUUGUUUGAGAACAGGACUAGCUCUCGGAAACGUUUAGAUAGUCCAUGGGCCAAAGGCACAAAUCACAUUUUACCCCAUAAAGCACGGACUACUCCUCCAUCAAAACUGCUGGAAGUUUUCCUGCAAGAAAGAGCCAAACAUUUGGAACUCUCACAACAUACUACUCUUCCCUGCUUACAGAAUAACCUCCAAGGAAUAAAUAUGCAGCAAGAAUCCCUUGAGAAAAUAAAACCGGAAGAUUCAACUCCGGCACAGUCCUUCCUUGCUCCAAUUGCUGAUCAUUACACUCGUAAAUGUAAUUUGUCAUCUGACACCAUGCCUCAGAAUGUGAAAAAAAUGAGAUCUAUUCCUCUGACUUCUGUAAGGACUACUACAGUGAAUCUCCCACAAGCACUCCCAUCCAUGCCACAAAAAGAAGGGAUUGGUCAAAUUCACUCACUUCUCCCAGUUACAACAGGCGACAUCCUGAGAUCCAAUCGUGUACUCCCUGCUAUUCUAUCUGAGAAGAAAGGUAUGCAUUCAAAAGGCUUGUCCAAGUGUGUCAUUGAAUCUCAACACAAUAGCCAAUAA
Rhincodon typus (whale shark) is the source of this 2001-nucleotide messenger RNA. It is a transcript of the gene ankrd55, whose product is annotated as ankyrin repeat domain 55. The transcript is spliced from 11 exons. Bases 1 to 2001 code for a protein of 666 amino acids. Gene Ontology annotation, molecular function: protein binding. Lineage: Eukaryota; Metazoa; Chordata; Chondrichthyes; Orectolobiformes; Rhincodontidae. The record is from RefSeq and is a predicted model, not a curated record.